Messenger RNA from Lingula anatina, 4128 nucleotides. RefSeq lists its product as uncharacterized. Gene Ontology annotation, cellular component: autophagosome; nucleus. Gene Ontology annotation, biological process: positive regulation of DNA-templated transcription; autophagosome assembly. The record is from RefSeq and is a predicted model, not a curated record. NCBI's taxonomy places the organism in Eukaryota, Metazoa, Brachiopoda, Lingulata, Lingulida, Lingulidae.
UCCUGAGGCACGCCAUGGAGGAACAAUUCCGUCAUGAAUAUUCAUAAGGUUUUACCUUAUUUGGAGUAAGUCUUUUGAUAUCAGCCAAUGAAAACGUGGCAGAUGUAAACGUAAACAAAGGUUUGAGAAACGUCAACAACUCGUAUCGAAGAAGUGAAAAAAUUGAUAGUGAAUUUCAAAGAUUACAACACAAGUAUCGUAACAAAACUUAGCCAGACGCGUAGAAAAGUAUCCAAGGAACCAGGAAAGAUCUCAAGUGUUGUUUGUGUGAAGUUAGCGUAGAAAAUGCUGAGUGGUUUGUCCAACCUUAUCUUUGGUGCUGGCCCCGAGGAGGCGCCACACGAGGCAGUUGAUCUCAAGACAACCCUCGCAGAAAAUGAAUGGGUGCUAGUGGACAGGACAAAUACUAGUUCCACCACUACUACUACUACUUCUUCAUCAAGCACGCUAACUUGUACGGCACGUGUCGAAUCUCAAACCCCUCCUCCAUUCUCUCCAUCUCAAGUGCCAUUACCAUCACAAACUGACAAUGUCCCACAUAUAAUAAAACAACGCGACCAUUCCAAUAGCUCUAGGGACUCCCAGGGGUCCCGGGGGUCUUCUGGCCAUGUCCAACCAGAUCAUCAGUCCCCUUGGGAUAGCUGGCUAGUGACUCCACCCCCUUGUUUCACUGCAGGAAGCAGCAGGCUGGAGACGGGGCCCAUGGAGAAUCUACUCAUAGAGCACCCCAGUAUGUCUGUGUAUGGGCCGCGGCCACGAGGGUCGAGCACAGGUGCUGACGAUUCUCUGGAUUCUGAGUCUUCCACUGAAAAUGAGCAAAAUAGACCAGUCAUCCACAGACCUCCGCACAGGCCACGUGCUGUGGCUGCACGAGCAGGCCUUGUUGCAGCGCAGGCGCAGGCCGUGAAAUCUAUGCAAAGGAGCCACCAUCAGGUCACUACUCGCAAUUUGAGGAAGAAACAGCUCACACGUGCUAACCAGGUGCACGAACGUUUCUCCAACGCUAAAGCACUGCAUCAGAGGAAAAUCAAACAGCCUGGCACCAGGAAACAACAGCACUAAAAGAUUUUAACUUGAAUAUCACUUUACGUGAUCUACAGAAGGACUGAUACAUUCAAUCAUAAUAGCUGGACAGAAAAAUAGCAGGAAAAAUAAAGAAAGCAGUUUGUGUCAUUAUUUUAUCAUCAAGAACCUGCUUAGUAUGUGCAAUUGUUUAUGACAAGGGAAUUCUCUCUGAAACCAUGUAUUUUGUUCAAUCCAUCCUGUCAUCAGAAGGCUAUUUUUACCUAGCAUCAAUUUGUCACAUACUCACAGGGGAAAAGAACACAACAUGUCACCACUUCUGUAGAUCAAUGAUUGUACUAUUGUGCACAUAAUUGAUCACUGGAUACCAGCAUUAAUCAGUUGAAGGGAAAAGAAAUAGAACCGGAAUUUAAAAACCAAUUUUUGACCGACUUGCCUGUUAGAGUACAUGUCCAGCAGUUAUGAAUUGUACAUUCAUUUGGACCUUGACCGACCCUGGACGAGUUCACAGAUUACUGGACAUGACCAUUGCCAAGAACUUUGUUAUUUAUUGUUUAUCUUAUACAUAAGAGUAUAUAUAGGUAUUGGAUUUAGGAGAUGUCAUGUUGAAGUCACAGUUGCAGUAAUGUUGUAUAUGUAGAUGUAUUAAAUGAUAGGAAUAUGUCCAAUUAGCAUACUGUCAGUGCUGUUAUACUGCGUAUGCUGCAAAUUUUAGAAUACCUGUGAUGUCACAAUCUGAGUGAUGUCACAGUGGUGUUAGUAUCAAUGUUCAUGAUGUCACAGUGUUCAAGACAUGAUGUCACAACUGGUGUGACAAGUGAAAUGUCUACGUACUUGUCACAAUUACACAGGCUGCUGCUGACAAAAACAAUUCGAUUACUUCGUGAAAAGAUACAAUUUCUUCUAACAGCCUAUCAGACCAGUUCAAUGUGAAAUGUCACAUAAAUGUCAAAUGUCACACUAAUGUCUAACAUCACACAAGUAUGGCACAAUGGCACUUGUUCUGCAGCAAACAUUUUGCUACAUAAAUGACGAGUCGUGCAAGGUCUCGUCACAGAGAGAGGACACAGGGACACAUCAUGUCACACUGACAGUGACAGGGUAUUUACGCCUCAGACAACUCUGUCCACAACUAAUGUCAAAGCUGGAUGCAUGUUUACAAAUUUACAUUCAGGAUGGUUAUCUAUAGUAACUAAGCAUAUUAAGUCACAGCUCAGGGAAAAGAAAGCAGGUGGAAGUUGGAAAACAAAUGUCUGCCGCAAUAAUGUCUUAAUCCAUCCAUCACAAUCAGUCACAGUUGUUAUGCUGUUACACACGAGAUGAAGCCAUAUUUUCAAUACAAGGCCUUGUAAUAAGACAGAUAACAUGAACAUGACAACAUGUGGCAAGACUGGUUCUUGCUUCAUGAUGUUACCAUCACUGCUAUUUAUGUCAUACUGGUUCCCUUUCUCUAGUUGUCUCUAUUUACUCCCCUUGUACAAAAUUAUGUUGUGGGCUCAAUUGUCUGUUAUACACGUCCUGAAUAUUCUCUGCACAACUCGAGACAUCAUUUUCACUAAUAUGAGACAUUAACAUGAAUCUCAGUUUACCCGUUUAUGAUGUUUACCGGCUUAUUCCAUACAAUGCACUAUUAUGUACAUGAUUUAUUCUUGGCCUUGGAUUUUAGUCAGGGACAGCUUGACAUAGAUCCAAGUUCAAAGAUAGGCUGCCAUAUAGUUUACAUAUCAAGAGGUGUAAAGACCUUAAGACACUUUAUGGGAAUAUGUGACAAGUUAUGUGAUAUUUUGCAAGAAACAGUUUUGAAUCAAAAUUUUAAUUGCAAUGAGUCAGUUAUCACAGCAGCAUGCCCAUAUAUAUAUAUAUAAAAAGUUCACCAUCUGAAUUUUUACAUUUUAUUUUAAGCAUUUAGUCUGCAUGCCAUUUCAAGAUGAAAACUUGAACUGUUGAACUGCUGGAAUGGGCUGGGUGUUUUUAUUUUUCAUUUAUUCAAAUGUGUCUUUUGGAAUUGUUUUUAAAUGCUGAAUGUUGACAGUUAGUUCCAAUUUGAGUGUAAUAUUAUACACAUAUUUACUGUGCUUUUAUAUACUUGUGGUUUACAUGUUGGAGGUGGUUAGUCUAGGGUAUAUUUAAUUACCACCUGUUUAAGGUUUUAAAGGUUGCUAUAUUUAAAUUUACUGGUGGAAAAUCCAGUUUGAAGGUGCACAUUUGGCAAUAUCCUAAUGAAUUUACCACUUGCCUUGGUCUUAUACUGAGGGUAAUGCAUGCUAGUAUGUGAUAGAGAUUAGAUGAAAAGUUACAUUCAUUGAUGAACAAAAAAAAAAAAAAGCUUAAAACAUACAUGUUGGUGAUUGAAUUCUUGCACAUGUCAGUAUUUUUAAAAGGGCCAUAAAUUAAUAAACAACACAAAAAAUAACAUUAAUAUGUAUUACAUAUUUAAGUAUAGUGUAUUUGGUACAUGUAGCUUACACUUGGUUCAAUUAAAUAUAAACACAAAACAAACAAAACAACAAACUAUUAUACUCAGAGCACAAAUGCAUAUUGGUUGAAGACAAGAAUGCAACAAUUACAAUAAUUUGUGCAAAACAACAUAUUACACAUGGAUUCUAGUACAUGUAGAUGGUCUUACUAUGCAAAUGAUAACCAAGCUCUAAGGCAUUGAAGAAUUUUAUAGAACAUUUAAGAACAGUAGAAUUUUCAAUUUCUCUGACUGGUUUGUGAGUUCCAUAUUUAAUCGUCUUGAUCCAUUAUAGACAACUGGUGUGUUUGUAUCACCAUACAUUGUACCAGUACCAACAUGGCAGCAGUAGCAACUGUCAACUUGCAGCAGUGACAGGAACAGUAGCAUGUGAACGACUGGACUUUCAAUUUUUCUGUGUGAGAAUGCUACAGUGUGAAGAAAACCCACCUCUGCCAUUACUAUAUUAUAUCGUCAUAACUAUAUCAUUCAAAGGCAAGAUACAUGUAUCCUUUUAAGACUGCCAUCACGUAUAUGUCUGAUUCAUCCACAUUAUGCUGUAUGAAUGCUGCGGGUAUGUUUUAUUGAAAUUUGCAUUGUGUUCCUAGGCAGAGAGAGUACUCAAUAAACUGUUGUGAGUUUGAAAUCAA